This is a messenger RNA of Ficedula albicollis (Collared flycatcher), 1596 nucleotides long. RefSeq names its product ovoinhibitor-like. The transcript has 16 exons. Gene Ontology annotation, molecular function: protein binding. The coding region runs from base 39 to 1454 and encodes 471 amino acids. NCBI's taxonomy places the organism in Eukaryota, Metazoa, Chordata, Aves, Passeriformes, Muscicapidae. The record is from RefSeq and is a predicted model, not a curated record.
GAGCAGGCAGGCUGCACUGCAGGGUGUCCCUGGCUGCCAUGAAGGUGACAGGAGCUCUGGUGAGGGCAGCUCUUGCCCUUUGCUGCUGCUUGGGUACUGCCUUUGGAGUUCAGCUUGAUUGCAGUCAGUACCCCAAGGGCAUUACCAAGGAUGGGAGGUCCUGGGUAGCUUGCCCAAGGGACUUGAAGCCGGUGUGUGGCACCGAUGGCAACACGUACAGCAACGACUGUGGGAUCUGCCUCUACAACACGGAGCACGGCGCCAGCGUGGAGAAGGAACACGAUGGAGAAUGCGACCCCAAACCUGUCGUGGUUGAUUGCAGUAAUUACCGAAGAGCUGUAGUAGAUGAUCACGUCAUGGUAGCGUGCCCAAGGAUAAUGAAACCAGUCUGUGGCUCAGACAGCUUCACUUAUGACAAUGACUGUGGGAUCUGUGCCUACAAUGCAGAGCAUGACACCAACGUCACCAAAUUACAUGAAGGGCCCUGCAAGGAAUCUGUUGCUGUUGACUGCACCAGGUACCGAACACAGACCACCAAGGAUGGAAAAACGUUGGUAUCGUGUCCCAGGGACCUGAACCCCGUGUGUGGCACAGAUGGCACCACGUACGACAACGAGUGCGCGAUCUGCGCCCACAACAUGGAACGAAGGACCCACGUUGGCAAAAGGCACAGUGGACAGUGCAGAGAGAAGACUGCUGAGCUUGACUGCAGCAAAUUCCCAGCCAGGAAGGUGAAGGGUGGGAAAGACCUGGUGCGGUGCCCCCGGAUCCUGCGCCCAGUGUGUGGCACAGACGGGUUCACUUACGACAACGACUGCAGCAUCUGUGCCCACAACGUACAACACGGGUCUGAUGUUAAGAAGAGCCACGAUGGAAGAUGCAAGGAGGAAAGCACUCCUGUUGACUGCAGCAUGUACCUGAGCGGUGCCAAGUCCGGCGAGGCCAUCGGAGCCUGUCCCUUCAUCCUGCGCGAGAUCUGCGGCACGGACGGCGUCACCUACAGCAACGACUGUGCCCUGUGUGCCCACAACAUUGAGCGCGGAACCCAGGUUGCCAAGAAGCACGAUGGAAGGUGCGAAGAAGAAGUUACCCAGCUGAACUGCAGCCAGUACCGCAUGGCCACGCUGAAGGAUGGCAGCAAUGUCAUGGCCUGUGCCAUGAUCUAUGACCCCGUCUGCGGCUCCGACGGCGUCACCUACGCCAGCGAGUGCACCCUGUGUGCCCACAACCUGGAGCAUCGGACCAACCUUGGCAAGAGAAAGAACGGACCCUGUGAAGAGGAUAUUACAAGGGCCCUUUGCAAGCACGUCACGGAGGUCUCUCCUAUCUGCACCAUGGAAUACAUGCCCCACUGUGCCUCCAAUGGCCAGACCUACAGCAACAGAUGCACCUUCUGCAACGCCUACCUGGAAAGCAGGGCAACUCUCAACAUCAUGAGCUUGUCUGAGUGCUAAGUCUGCUGGACUUCAGCCCAGGAAGACAAACUCCCUUCCAUGUGACUUCCCAGGGGCUGACCUUCCCCAGUAACAUCCCUCCAGUCUGCCUUGUUUCCUUAGCUCCUGAAACACUUCUUCAAUAAACUGACUUGGCAACAUU